Messenger RNA from Haemorhous mexicanus (house finch), 1313 nucleotides. It is a transcript of the gene ATRAID, whose product is annotated as all-trans retinoic acid induced differentiation factor. Gene Ontology annotation, biological process: positive regulation of osteoblast differentiation. The transcript is spliced from 7 exons. The record is from RefSeq and is a predicted model, not a curated record. Gene Ontology annotation, cellular component: intracellular membrane-bounded organelle. NCBI's taxonomy places the organism in Eukaryota, Metazoa, Chordata, Aves, Passeriformes, Fringillidae. Bases 337 to 1116 code for a protein of 259 amino acids.
CUCCCGCCCGCCGCUGACGGCAUCACCGCGGGCCCGCGCUGGGCUCCGCUCCGGUCCCCAUCCCCAUCCCUAUCCUCGGCCCCGCCGGCGCUUCCGCCCGCCCGCCGCUGACGGCAUCACCGCGGGCCCGCGCGGGGCUCCGCUGCCGGUCCGCUCCGGUCCCCAUCCCCAUCCCGGCCCGGCCCCGCCCUCGGGCGGUCACCGCGCCCCGGUGCCCGCGCUGCGGGAGGCCCUCCGGGGCCCGGCUCGGGUCCAGAGGGCGGCCGGGCCGUACCGGCGGGGGGGAACGGGCACGGAGCUGCCGCCACCCGCUCGGGCUCCGCCGGUGGCGCGGGGAUGCGCGGGGCCGGCGGGGCCGUGCGCGGGUUCGCGCUGCUGCUGCUGCCGCUGCUGCUGCCCCGGGCCGCCCGCGGGGCCGCGGUGUGCGGGCUCUGCCCGGGGCCGCCGCGGAACGGCUCCAUCGUGGCACGGUUCUGUGAGUCCCGGCACGACACCGAGAGCGACGGGCGCUGCUGCCGGGAGCGGGGCCCGUCCCCGGGGCAGCUUCUGGGGCUGGACCUGAGCAACUGCUCCCUGCAGAGCGUUCCCCCGGGACUGGCCGAGGCCACCACUGCCAUCAUCCUGGACCUGACUGAGAACCCACUGACAGCUGUCCCCAGUGCUUCCUUCCUGGGCUUCACCCACCUGCAGAGCCUCGCGGUGCCGCCGGCGCUGGAGUGCCCGGGCGGGAGUGACGCCUGGCAGCACGUGACAGUGGACAGGAGCAGCCGGCUGUGCCAGGGACAGAGGAACCUCUGCAACAGCUCCGUGCAGCUCGCCUGGCCGUGUCCUGAAAACUCCGUGUGUGCCCCCGACGGCCCCGGCCUCGUCCAGUGCCUCUGUGACAGUCCCUUCCAUGGCUACAAGUGCCUGCGUGAGGACAGGAGAGUGAACCUGUGUUUCACAGCAUCCUCCCCGCUCCGGCUGCGCUCGGGGCAAGGCGUGGAGGGGCGGGAGGAGCGCCCGCCCCGGGACCUGCCCGCCCACGGUCACCACUGCAGCCGUGGGGAACGGCGAUCGACCGGGAACCGGCCGGGCUCGGACCGCUGGGGGCCUGAGGGUUACAGCCGCGUUUAGAAAAACAACGGUACCAUAGCUCGAUUCUGUCAUUGACCAGCGAGACCAGGGGAGAGCGCGAACGCAGUCCCCCACUACCACAAAUUAUGCAGUCGAGUUUCCCGCAUUUGGGGAAAUCGCAGGGGUCAGCACACCCGGAGUGCAAGGGAUGAGCCUCGCCCUGGGAAAACCACCUGCCUGAUCAUGGUGUCUCCCCU